UAUUCCUGCCAUAAUACUGCACUGUACCCCUACUUGUACAUAGAACUUUGGGGAACAUAUACUGUAUACAGUACACGUACAGUACUGAUUGUAACACGCUUGGCACCUAGAGCUGAUAAUGGCAGAUAAAAAGAAAUGCCGUAAAUCUAUUACCUUGGAUAUGAAGCUUAAAAUUAUUAGAUUGUAUGAUGAAGGUGUAAUUCAAGCUGAAAUAGGCCGAAAGCUAGGCUUCACUAGGACCACAAUUAACACAGUCAUGAAGAACAGAGAAAAAAUUGUUGCAGAAGUUAAAAGUGCUACACCUGUUAACACCACAACAAUUCGAAAAAGGGAUAGCAUUGUUGCAGACAUGGAGAGACUCCUAAUACUUUGGAUAGAAAAUCAGACAACACGCCAUGUUCCUGUAAACCAGGCAAUUAUACAAAGUAAAGCCUUAAGCUUAUUCAAUGACCUGAAGGCUAAGAAAGGUGAAGCAGCAAAGGAUGCUGAAUUUGUUGCAAGCCGUGGAUGGUUUGAUAGGUUUAAGAAGAGGUCUAAUCUACAUAACAUCAAAGUACAAGGAGAGGCAGCUGCUGCAGAUACUGAGGCUGCAGAAAGCUAUCCAAGUGAAUUUGCAAAAAUUAUUGAAGAUGGAGGCUACUCCAUGGAUCAAAUUUUUAAUGUGGAUGAGACUGGUCUAUUCUGGAAGAAGAUGCCUGCAAGAACCUUCAUUGCAAGACAGGAAAAAUCAAUGCCAGGCUACAAGCCAGCUAAAGAUAGAAUAACCCUUCUGUUAGGUGGCAAUGCUUCUGGUACCUUAAAGCUAAAGCCUUUGUUUAUUUACCGUUUUCAAAAUCCAAGAGCUUUGAAGAACUACGUUAAAACUAGACUUCCAGUGCAUUGGAGGGCAAAUAAAAAAGCAUGGGUAACUGCAGCCCUUUUUGAGGAUUGGUUUGACACCUGCUUUGUUCCAGAGGUGAAAGCUUAUUGCAAAGACAAUAAUAUCCCUUUCAAGAUUUUGCUGCUUGUUGAUAAUGCUCCUGGACACCCUCGAACACUAGAAGAGCUCAACCCUAACAUUAGAGUGGAAUUCCUACCACCAAAUACCACUUCAUUACUGCAGCCCAUGGAUCAAUGUGUCAUAGCUGCCUUCAAGUUAAACUACUUAAAAAGAACAUUCAGUAAGUGUAUUGCAGCAAUAGACAAAGAAGAAGGUGCAGGGCAAGAAGUCCUAUCGAAAUUCUGGAAAAGCUACAACAUCUUGGAUUGCAUUAAAACUGUAAGAGAUGCUUGGAAUGACAUAAAGGAUACCACAAUGAAAAGGGCCUGGAAAAAAUUAUGCCCACAGUUAGCUGAUGAUUCUGAAGGCGUUGAUGAUUCUGUAGCUAAUGUUACUGAAAAUAUUGUAGAGAUGGCAAGGCAGUUAGAGCUGGAAGUAGAGCCAGAAGAUGUUGCUGAACUGCUUGCAUCCCAUACUGAGCCCCUCAGCAAUGAAGAUCUUCUAGAACUUGAAGAGGAGAGAGAAGAAGAAGAAGAUGUGCAAAAUGGGGUUGAGAACAUUGAACAGCCUGAAGGCUUAACUUCAAAAAUUCUCUUUCAAGCUUUCCGUCAUCUUGAUAGCGCCAUGGCUCUUUUUGAAAAGCAUGAUAGGGACUUUGAAAGAAGCUUCACAGUCAAUGGUAACAUUUCAGGGGCUUAUUCCUGUUACAAAGAAAUCUACAGAGAAAAGAAGAAAGCUACACUUCAAACCUCCAUAGAGACUUACUUUUCUAAAAGUCCAUCAGCACGCAGAUCAUCAUCAUCGACAGACAGUCAUUUGGAUACCAGAUCAUCAACUGGCAGUCCAUUUCCAGCUCUGGCAUCACCACCCAGUCCUGCUCCUUCUCUUAUUGCUACUUGUAGUACACCCAAUUCGCCAGCAAGAAAGCGUCUCGCCUUUGAAGAGUUGACUUGUGAAACAGAAGAUACCAGUAUGACUUCAUCCUUACUAGAAUAAAUGCUCAUAGCUGAUCCUAAGCUUAGAAAAUGUUGUGUUUACAGUAUUUUGCAAUACAGUACAGUAAAUAUGUUCUCUUGUCCUAAGCUGAUCCUAAGCUUAGAAAAUGUUGUGUUUAUUUUGCAAUACUGUACAGUACAGUAAAUAUGUUCUCUUACCCUAAGCUGAUCCUAAGCUUAGAAAAUGUUGUGUUUAUUUUGCAAAACUGUACAGUACAGUAAUUAUGUUCUCUUGUCCUAAGCUGAUCCUAAGCUUAGAAAAUGUCUUUAUUUUUCAAUACAGUACAGUAAAUACUGUAUGUUCUGUUGCCCUAAGCUGAUCCUAAGCUUAGAAUUUUUUUUGUUUAUUUUGCAAUAAAUAUUUUCUUUUGGCCUAA
Molecule: messenger RNA, 2351 nt
Organism: Bombina bombina (fire-bellied toad)
Lineage: Eukaryota; Metazoa; Chordata; Amphibia; Anura; Bombinatoridae
Product: tigger transposable element-derived protein 1-like
Exons: 1
Coding region: 119-1975 (618 amino acids)
Cellular component (GO): nucleus
Molecular function (GO): DNA binding
Source: RefSeq, a predicted model, not a curated record